Molecule: messenger RNA, 1950 nt
Organism: Fulvia fulva
Lineage: Eukaryota; Fungi; Ascomycota; Dothideomycetes; Mycosphaerellales; Mycosphaerellaceae
Exons: 3
Coding region: 1-1950 (649 amino acids)
Cellular component (GO): plasma membrane
Source: RefSeq, a predicted model, not a curated record
AUGAGAAAAUGGUGCCGUGCCGAAAGGGAGCAUGUACCGUCCGGCUCUCGCUACACCUCAUCGACCAUGCAGGCGCCACCAACUUCACUCAGGCGCAGGUUGUCAUACCUUGUUGCUCCUACAUUGUUGUUGUCCUGCGCUGGCCUUACCAUUGGACUCGCCUAUGCUCCCUGUUAUAGCUCGUACUGCGUCGAGUACUUCUUUCCGUACCACACUCGCAUCCACAUCGCGCUGUUCUACAGCUUGUUGGCGGUGAUAGGCCUGUCACUGACCGCUCGAACAUGGUCGCUACCGAUACAGAGACUUUCGCAAUGGCACUUUUCAGAGAAGCACGUACCUUUGGCAGGCAAGCCGCUCUCAGUUGGCGCCUUUGUUCUGGGCUUCCUGAUAGUAGGAGCAACAUUUGGAAGUACUGGAUACUGGUAUGAGGCACAACAGCAGUUCUGGUUUGAUCGUGGAGCGACGGUCGACUGGACUGAACACAUGUUCCGACUUGCCUGGUGUGGGAUCACGGGCCAUUGGUGCGACAUCUGGGCAGGACUGGUCGUCAUCCCAGUGGGCAGAAACAGUAUUCUAGGACGAACGUUCAACAUCCAUACCUCGACAUUAUUGCUGGUACACAAGCUCCUGGCUUACGGCCUCUUCGCAUUCGCCAUCAUCCGCGGGCUGUUCUUCUUCUCGUGGCUCGAUGUAUACCUCAAAGCUUCCUAUGAAGUACAAGGCCAUUUCCAAACCGACAACCCAGCCUACACCUGGGAAGAGACGGAAGCGAUGGGCUACUACUACGCUUUCACUCUCCCCAUCGCUCUGAUCGCAGGCUGGCUACUGAUUCCAGCGAUGGUCAUCACGGGACUACCCUGGCUGAGACGAAACCACUACAACACCUUCUACUUCACCCACAUCAUCCUGGCCUUUCUGGUCAUCUGGGCACUUUGUAUACACAGCAGCACAGGGUUCUACUUCCUUCUGCCUGGCAUCAUAUUAUGGGUGGCUGACUGGGCGUGGCGGGUGUCGAAUUCGUUGUAUGCCAAGCAGCAGGUUCAGAUCGAGUAUGCAGGCAACGACUGGUACCGCAUUCGACUGCCCUGGGGCUCUAAGAUCAGCUCGGGCAACUCGGAGAAGGCAUUGGAGUCUGGGCACGUCUCGGAUGAUAGUGAGAAGACAGUCGUUGCACCAUCGACCUCCAGUCCUAUUGCGACAUACUACAUCAACAUUGGACAGAUAAGCCGGCUCGAAGCUCACCCCUUCUCCGCAGUCUACUCCACCGUAUCAAACUCGGGUCCCGUGCUACUAUUCCAACGAGGUCCAGCGAAGAAGAAGGACAAGAAGCGCGAUAAGGAGUGGACGUGGAAGUUGAGCUACCUGGCCCACGACGCUGCAAACGAAGCGAACCCCCUAACAUUGCCCGCUAGGAUAGAAGGUCCCUACCACCACCACGUCCCAGAAAUGCACGCCGCGAAUCACAUAUUCCUCCUCGUUGGAGGCACCGGCGUCACUGGCGCCCUCUCAAUCGCAAACUGGUGGGCCGGCAAAUACGAUGCUUCCGAGCAACCCGCGCAGAGGUCUCUUCGCUUACUGUGGAGCACGCGAGGACAGGCAGAUUGGCAAUUACAAGAAGUCGAAGACCUCCGCCGUCUAGCGCAGGAAUGCCCAAACAUGGAGCUUGUACUACACGACAGCACGCAAUCCGGACGAAUCGAUCCUCACACUGCUUUGAGCGACUUCCUGGGAUCCGUGCCUGCCGAGUCGACAUCGUCCACCCUUGGAUGGGAGGGCGCGAAGAGCCAGAAGGAAGGUUCUGCCUGGACUUAUGUUUCUGGGCCGGGGGGAAUGAUGAAGAGUGCCGAAGCUGCUUGCGUGCAGCAACAGAUUGCAUUGCGGAGAGUGGGCAAGACAGGUGCGAGGGGUAUAAGGGAUCUGAGUUGGUAUAUUUCAAACUUCAAUGUCUGA